AUGCUUUUGCUUUUCUGGGAAAACUGCUGGGAUUCAAUCAGUUUAUAUUGUUAUGAUCUUUUCCUUGUUCCCACCGUCUCAUCACUCAGAAUGAAAAUCUCUUUCAUCUUCUUCUUCUUCUUUUACGUUUUGUUCUUCAAUGGUGCUUCUGCAACUCCUCGUCUCCCAGACCACUUCACCAAAUCAAGGUCACAGUCAACACUCCAACGACCCUCAGGCCAGGAGUUUUUCGAGCUGAGGCAACCUCUGCCGACCGAUCAUCUGACCCCAGCAUGCACGGUUUCAAUUCUCGACCACGACUUCGCCAAUACCAUUGGUUCGCCCCCGGUGUCCGUACCGUACAAGCCUCCGCGCCAUUGUCAUGCCCCGUGGUCACGUGUAGUCCUGGAGGUGCACGCAGAUUGCAAAGGCGAGCAGUAUGAUCGCAUCGCCGCCGUGUGGCUUGGCGGCGUGGAGAUUCUGCGGACCAGCACGGCGGAGCCGGACGAGGCUGGAAUCUUCUGGAACGUUCAGAAGGACGUCACCAGGUACUCCUCGCUCCUCAAGCUGUCGAACCAGGACCUCACGAUGAUGCUCGAGAACAUCGUUGACGACAUCUUCACCGGCGUGUACCAUGUCCAGGUGUCACUUCUCUAUUACAAGGACAAAGGCGUUACGGCUCCAGCGGAUAAGAAUUUGGGAAGAGAAUUAGGGUUUGGAUUCGGGAGUCCGUGGAUUGCUCCUACACGAGUUGUUGGGGAAGCUCCAUUGAGUCUCUAUGAACCACCGGCCGACUUGAUCGUUCCGAUCUCCAACAACGGGGACCGCGGUUUCUGGUUUCGAAUCAACGGCGAAUCGGAUGUGCGAACCAAGAGAGUUCAAAUUCCGCGCAACACUCGCAGGGCGGUUAUGGAGCUCUACGUGUCGUUUCAUGGAAAUGAUGAGUUCUGGUACUCGAAUCCGCCAAAUUCUUAUAUCAGGAACAACAAUUUAACCACAGAUCGAGGCAAUGGAGCGUUCCGUGAGGUUUACGUGACUGUCGACGGCAAUUUUGUGGGCUCAGAGGUUCCUUACCCGGUGAUAUUCACAGGCGGAAUCAAUCCAUUGUUUUGGGAACCGGUUGUGGCGAUUGGGGCCUUUGAUCUUCCCUCUUACGACUUCGAAUUGACUCCAUUUCUGGGGCUUCUGCUUGAUGGAAACACCCACAAUUUCGGAAUUGGGGUGUCGUACAGUAUCCCAUUUUGGCUGGUGGAUGCUAAUCUGCACCUGUGGUUGGAUCAUCAGUCUGAAGCAGUUCAGGCGAAGCUUGUCAGCCAGAAAAGCCCUGCACUGACUCUCACGAGCAGCCAGAAAUUCAAGAGACUGGAUGGAACAUUCGAGCUAGAGGGAAGUAGAAAGGGUCGCUACGUGGGAUGGGUGAAAUCGAGUGAAGGGAACCUAACCACAAUAGUAUCACGAAAAUUGAAGUUCAGGAACGCUAUCCAAUUCCGAAGAGACGGAAACCACAAGACUGUUGAACAGAAAAUCAAGUCGAAAACACAAGUGAAAGUGUUGACAGAAACCCGGAUUCUGCUCAGUCGCCCAUUCAUCAAAUGGCGUUACCCCCUCAAAAUCAUCACCUCGACCAGACCGGGAUCAGGGCAGGGCACAAACUUGAUCACCACCAAUGUGACGGAGUCGUUGGGGAAAAGAUUCGCCAAUGGCAACAGCUCCAUCUUUGUUUACAAUAGCCAAGUUUGCGGGGGAUACAUGGAGGUGAAGGAUCACUCAGUUGUCUCGGGAGUUUCAGACACUACUCAGAGUUUCAGGGUCAGGGAUGGCUCCCGGUGCUUCUCCCGGGUUGUUGCAUCAACCAAUGGCAAGCUCUUGAGCGAUAGCUCAUCUACUUCUUGCGCAAGUUCUGUGUAG
Molecule: messenger RNA, 1887 nt
Organism: Vitis riparia (riverbank grape)
Lineage: Eukaryota; Viridiplantae; Streptophyta; Magnoliopsida; Vitales; Vitaceae
Product: peptide-N4-(N-acetyl-beta-glucosaminyl)asparagine amidase A
Exons: 1
Coding region: 1-1887 (628 amino acids)
Cellular component (GO): vacuole
Source: RefSeq, a predicted model, not a curated record